Molecule: messenger RNA, 2117 nt
Organism: Paramecium sonneborni
Lineage: Eukaryota; Ciliophora; Oligohymenophorea; Peniculida; Parameciidae
Source: the annotation of a GenBank genome assembly
AGUUAAUGUAAAACUAACAAGUUAAUGAAAAAAUGAAUUUUAUAGAAUAUGUAAGAUGGGUAUUCAUGGAAAAUUAAAAUUCAAGUAGAUAAGUGGAAGAAAUUGAAAAAUUGGAUGUAUCUUUAGCUAGUCUUCAAUAAUUAGAUGGAGAUGACAUGGGUAAAAUUCAUUGGAUGUUUAGAAGAUGUCAAUCAUAAGAGAUGCUAGAUUUAUAGACUAAAUUUUUUUUAGAAAAUCACUUCAUACUUAAUCACAUUUUCUUUUUUCUAUUAACAAUUAUACAUAAUACUUAAGCGACUUUAGAAUAAAUAUCAAGAUUAAUGAAAUCAAUAGGGAUAAUUUAAGAAGAAUAUGAAUUAAAACUUUAUCAUAUUGAGAAUGAUGAAUUAUUAAAAUUAUCAUUUGAAAAAAUAAAGAUAUAAACAAUUGAUAGCAUAAAUUAAUAAGAUUUUUAAAAGUUAUUUUAGGUUAUUACUAUAAUCAAGGAAAUAUCUAAAGUGUAAUUUUAAGAAUUAAAAGAACUAAAUAAAGAAUUAGAUAAUGAAAACUUUAAUCUAUUUUCAAUUGUGUAAAAUCUUCCAGCUAUCAUGCUAGAGAUUAAUAGCUUUUAAGAAAAAGAAUUUGAAGAAUAAAUAAAAAAAUAACAAUUACAAGAAAAAAAUAAAUAAAAAGAUAGGUAAAGAAAAUCUUAAAAACGAUAAAAAGAGAAUGAAAAAGUAUAACCUUAAUAAGUAAAAUAAGAGACCAUUAGGAUGAGUAAAGUAAUACAUCAUUUAAAAGAUAAAGAUUAACAAAAUCAAAUAUUGUUAUUUGAUGGAACUAUGUAAGAUAUAAAUAUAAAUUCAUAGAAUAAGUGGUAAAAUUUGGAUUCCAAACUAAGAUAUAUAUAGUAUUCCACUUUCAAUUAGCAUUUAAAAUUAAGUGAAAUAUUUUAAUAUCCGUAUGACACAUUUAAAUGAGGGAUUAAAAAUCGAUAAUUAUACUAUAUUAUAAUAUUAAGGUCCACUUAAUAAUUAAUUUAAUCCUAAUGUUAGUAAAGAUCAAUAUUAUGAAAAUGUUGAUGGAAUAUUAACUUAUUACAAUGAUGCUGAUAGUUUUUAGUAUAAAGGAUGUUUUUAAGAUGGAUUAUUUGAUGGUAUAGGAAGAAUGUACAAAUGGGGUUCUUUAUAAUAUAUUGGAGAUUUUAGAGCAGGAAUAAAACAUGGAUUUGGAAAAGAAUGUUUUCAAAAUGAAGUAUUUUUGCAUGGGAAAUUUGAAAACAAUAAGAAAAAUGGAAUAUUUACAUUUUAUAAAUGUAAUGAUUAUUCAACUAGAGAUAAAGUAUGGGAGUAACUAAAAAAUUAACCAUAAAAAAUGUAUUAUUAAGGAAAUGAAGUACAAUAUAUAUAUUAAGCAAAUGAUUUUAAUUCUUAACAACAAAAAUCAUUAAUUGCUCCAAGUCGUUUGAUCAUAAAUUAUGGAGAUUAUGGAAUUAAUAAUUAUUAACUUAAAUCUCUUUAACCUGGAAGAUGGCUUAAUUCAGCUAUCAUUGAUAUUGUUAUUAAAUCGAUUUAGACUUAAAGAUUUCUAAUCAAUCAAAAUUAUUAAAAUAAUACAAUCUUUGUUAACUGUGCACAAUUUUAAGAUAUUUUUGGUAGUCUAAUAACAAAGGAUCAACCUAUUGAAACUGAGUAAAUAAUAUAUAUUAUUCUAGAGUUUUUAAAAAAAUUAUCGAUUAACAUAACAUGUAAAAACCACUUAGAUUUGUUUUUUAUUUUAAUUUGGAUAGAAGUCACUUUUUAUCAGUAGUUUAUGAAGAUGAAAAAUUGUAUUUGUUAGAUUCAUUGAAUAAUCGAAAUCCUGACUUAUUACAUUAAAUAAAGAAAUUAUUAUAAAUUUUUGAAUUUAAUGUAAUAGGUGAUUGGUAAGACUUUUUUAUAAGUUAAUAAAAAAACUCAUAUGAUUGUGGUGUUUAUACUAUCAAUUAUUUGUGUUAAAUCAUCAAAAAUAUUCAAUUGAGUAUUCCUGAAAUGAUUAAAAAAAAUUGUUUUAGAAUUGAACAAUCCAAAAUUAAUUAUAUAAGGUAUCUAAUUGAAAAGAAUUUCUUACAAUUAGGCAUUGAGCUCUUAUAAAUAUGA